Molecule: messenger RNA, 1288 nt
Organism: Zingiber officinale
Lineage: Eukaryota; Viridiplantae; Streptophyta; Magnoliopsida; Zingiberales; Zingiberaceae
Product: plant intracellular Ras-group-related LRR protein 5-like
Exons: 2
Coding region: 89-1288 (399 amino acids)
Molecular function (GO): protein binding
Source: RefSeq, a predicted model, not a curated record
AGAGUCCAGGUCGCUCCAACUCAUCGUCAUAUACAAAGCAGAUCCUCUUAAGGGAGUUUUGUGAAAGAGAGUUCAGAAUUGAAAAGCAAUGGGGAAUCCAACACAAUCAACCUCCGUUGGGGUGAUAGAGGCUGUGGAGGAGAUCAUGAUGGCCUACAGGUCCCUGCCACCAAGGCCGUCCAUAGAGGAAGUUGAGGCAGCCAUAGCUGUGAUCAGGACAGCAGACAGUGAGCAGGAGCUCAGAGUCUGGGAGAUUGCCAAGACGCAGAGGCCCCCUGAUGUUCCGCAGAAGCUCUUCUCUUUGCUGCAGGAGGUAAAGAGGAACCUAGCCCUGUUGCAGAGCCAGCAGCAUAGGAGGGAGGCCAUGGCCUUGCUGGAGCUGGAUAAGAGCCUUCAAGUGUUUGAUGAAUUGAUUCAGAGAGUAUCUAAGACUGUCUCAGGAGAGGAAACCGAAGAGGAGGAGGAAGAGGAGAAGUGGAAGGAGGAAGUUAACGAUGGGAUUGGUAGAAGUUUGAGUUUGGUCGAAAAAUUGAAGGAUGAGAAGAAAGAGGAGGCGAAUUCUUUAUCGAAGCUUGAUGAUGCCCACUCAGUUAAUGGCGAUACAAAGCUAAGCCUCAUCCAAGUGGCAAACUUAAUUGAAACUUCAGCUAAGAAAGGAGUUCGAGUCAUUGAUCUCCAAGGCAAGCUAAUGGACCAAAUCGAGUGGCUUCCAAACUCACUUGGAAAAUUACAAGAAGCCACUGAAUUGAAGAUAUCAGAGAACCGAAUCAUGGCUCUUCCAACGUCUAUAGGAAGCUUGAAAUGCUUAACAAAGCUUGACAUCCACUCCAAUCAACUCAUAAACCUACCUGAAUCAUUUGGAGAACUAUCCAAUCUGAUCGAUCUCGAUUUGCAUGCAAACCGCCUAAAAACUCUGCCUUCUACAUUUGGGAACCUUACAAAUCUAGUCAACCUCAAUCUGAGUUCUAACCAGUUCUAUGUUCUUCCCCACACAAUAGGGAACCUAACAAAUUUGAGAUGGUUGAACAUCGAGACAAAUGAACUUGAAGAGCUCCCUUACACUAUUGGAUCGUGUACUGCUCUCAUCGAGCUCAGGUUAGAUUUCAAUCAGCUAAAAGCAUUACCUGAAGCAAUCGGGAAACUCGAGUGCUUGGAAAUUCUUACACUGCACUACAAUAGAGUUAAAUCAUUGCCUAGUACUAUGUCUUCACUUUCUAAGCUUAAAGAACUCAAUGUCAGCUUCAAUGAGCUUGAGUCGAUCCCUGAGAGCCUUUGCUUGAGUGUUUAA